GCGGGUGGUUCAAAUCGGUGAAAGUCGUAAAGGAGUUGCAACAUUGGAUUAUAGCUGGACGCCAUGAAAACUGGAUAUGGAUUAAAUACUGGUGAUGCUCUUGGAUACUCGUUAAAGCCAUACUCGUCUUUGCCAUACAGUGGAAUAGGCAUCAAGGGCUAUAAUUCAUUAACAAGUGGUUUGAAGCCUUCAAAGUUUACGGAUAAGGAACACCUUCUAGGAAGAGUAAAGAAAUCUAAAUCGAGAAGGCUUUCCGGAGCAGAUAAAAUCGAUACUCCAUUGUACAAAAAGAAAACAUUCGAUUUUACCGAUUACGCCUACCACGAAGCAGUGAAUCGACUCAAGUUUCUUUUGACUGAGGCUUACGAACCUAGCAAAGUAGCAACAUCUAUUUACUAUCGUGGAGUCGAUGAUGCCAAAUCGGAAGCCUCGGAACAAUCAACCGUUGAGAGGCCUGCCAUCACUGAGGUAUCAAAGUACUUCAGUCCUGGUACAGUAUCACGAUACGGCUCCGGAGUGACCCGCGCUAGAAGAUUUAGUUAUUUGAAUAAAGAUGUAGGAUCUACUCUAAAGCCAACCACUUCGAUGGCCAGCUUGCAACCGGCGCCAUCAGUUUGCAGCGUUUCGCAGAAUCUUGAAGUGACACAACCACCUCCAGAACUACUCGGGUUUAUCGAGAAACAAGAAAAUUACAUUGAACAGCUAGAGAAAGAAUCUCAAUAUUGUAGGGAGGAACUUUCGACUUUGCUGAAGAAAGUUAAGGAUGUCGUUUCGGAGAAUGAAGCCCUUACCGAUCGGGCUCGCACAAAAGCACUAUAUCAGUUGGAUUCCUCCGAGAGCGAAGAUUUAGACCCAGAUCGGUUACGGACGAAUAGACAACUGUCCGGUCCGAAUAUUGUGUUUGAGUCCCGAAUCAGUGAACUGGAAGCCCAGCUGGCGCAAUCGCAGAUCGAUUUGAAGAAAUUGUUCAACGAAAAUGAAGAAAAUAAACGCAAACUGGUACACGGCUCAAGUGAUGCUGGUUGCGCGGACAUUUAUCGGAAACAAGUGGAAAAUUUGCAAAGGGAUAAACAAAGUUUGGAAGAAACCGUCCGUAAGCUCCAGUUGACAAUUGACCAGCUAAAGGAUUCCGAGGCUAACAACUUUAACAAGUCGCAGAGAAGUCGUGAUAUGAUUGAACACGUUGCAUUUGAGCGGAAUCAGGCAGAAAUUGAAAUACGUCGAUUAAAGGAUGAAUUGGAACGUCAACAUGAGCGAGUUCGGGAGAUUCAGCACGAAAUGACAAAGCGAAUUGGAGAGGAACGGUCUAAUGCCGAAAGACGUUAUACUUUUCAGGUAGAUCAACUGGGCGGAGAUUUGAGCAGCCAGUGGGAACAAGCUACUAAACUUCAACUAGAAUUGGAACGCAUGAAGCGCAUCGAGUCGGACUACAAGCGGGAAAUUAGCCAGAAAAACUCGCAACUCGAUGAACUGAAACUGGAACUAAAGAACAAAAUGGCAAUCUUCAUGUCUGAUUUGAAUCAGGCUAGUGCGGAGAAACAAUCUUUAGAACAGGAGAUCACAUCGUUGAGAUUGCAGCUAGAACGAACGGAGCGUCAGUCCAAAGUGGAGGUUUCUCGCUUGAAUGCCGAAAUCACCUCACUACGGCAGCGGUUGGAUCGUGCUGAUUCUGAUCUACUUCACUCCAAACGUGAGAACUUGAAGCUUGCUGAUGAAGUUGCUUCUUUGGAGAAAGAGCUAACAUUAGGCGAAUUGAACAAGGAAACUAGGCCGUCCAAAGAGCUGGCGAAAAUUAUUUCUGACAUGGAAGGCAAGCAUGCCGCCACCGUGUCAGAGCUCGAGGGCAUGGUUCAAGAUCAAAAACAGCUCAUGGAAAAACUAACUGCAGAAUGCAAAAGCUUGACGCAUAAGUUAGAGGACACAACACUAAAACAUAAAGAAGAAAAAAAGGAUUUGAGACAAACUAACAACGAGCUGAUGGAACGUUUGAAGCAAGUCUGGAUAAAUUAUAAAGAAAUAAGUCCAGCUUUCCGGAAAAAGGAAUGCAAUACUGUGCAGCUUGAGUUGGACUCCAGCAUUUCUUCAGUAUCCCAUCAUAAUUCGGAGCAGGACCCCCCGAAGUCGCAUCACGACCAGGCAGUAACACCAAAUAUCAACCGCUUCGGUCGAUGCAACCAGUCGCGCCAUCACCACCUGGCAAAAUCUCCCGACCUGAGUCACGAACAUCCGAUCGCAAAAAUGUCAACGGCAGACAAAAGUCGGAACUCUCUCGAACUAGCUCCGUUAAUGACUACAAUGAACCCAAAAGCAGUAAGUACGUCGAGGAGAAACGAAGUGAGUCCCGCCUAUCACGGGCAUCGAUCCCCAACGAAGAGGGUUCAACCAAGAUGCCUGGAAAGGAGCCGGAGUUUGGACGUGCUGACACAGAACGAUUGUCCCGGAACAGCGGUAGUGUCCCCGUUAAACAAGACAGCACCGGAAGCACUGGCAGACUUUCACGUGAAUCAAUCGUCAGUGGCGAUCGCACGUCCAGACAAUCUACCAGACAACCACAACCUGCUGCGUAUAACGAAUCGGACAUACCCAGCGAUUAUGUAUCAGAGCGUACAGAAUCCAUGGAACAGUACCAACCAACCUCAGCAGACCAAUUUUCGUCACAAUCGAGAGAUCGGGAUCAAUCCUAUCAGCAAGUCACACAGCAGUACCAACCAUCAGGAGAAACCUAUGACGAAAAUUCCGAAUAUAAUGCAUCCCAGUAUGACCCCACACAGCAAUAUGAACAGAGUCAAUACGACGGAUAUGCCGGAGACCAACAGUAUUUGUCGGAAGCGUAUGACCAGCAAGCCUACGAUCAGCAACAGUACCAAAAUUAUCAGCAAUCAUAUGAUGCACAGCCAUACGCCGCUGAGCAAGUAUAUGAUGAACCAAGGUACCCAACCGGAAACACUCAGUCCCCAACACAACCGCCAGCACCAACGCCAACAGCCGCACCAGUCCCAUCGGAACCAACGGAAGGCAAUCGAAAUGUGGGGUACACUCGUUCCCGAGGACCAACAGCUUCCUCCGCACAGCCAGGUGGACCUCCAACUGGAUCGAAACAAGUUGGACAACCCAAACAACCCGCAAACAAGUAAUAGUUACUGUUGCAACAGUCUGCCACGUCAGUUGCCACAAGGUUACCAUUUCCAGCCGAUUGAGUCUUAUCCUAGCCUCAGCAUAAGUAGCCCUAGUCUAUUUGAUACCAGUUCUGAUGAUAGUAUGACGCCGUCACCGACAACAACUGUGCUUCAAAACUACAACAGCGCAAGCCCUAAUAAUCUACAAUAGUACACCGCUAUGAAAAUUGUUUAUAAACAAGCUUAAAGAAUGGUACGGUAUAUCAUGCCACAUGCAAAUAUUAUGUUGAAUAUGUUCUAAAACAUCUAAGAAAAUAAACGAGUUUCUAUUCAUCAAA
Molecule: messenger RNA, 3454 nt
Organism: Topomyia yanbarensis
Lineage: Eukaryota; Metazoa; Arthropoda; Insecta; Diptera; Culicidae
Product: plectin
Exons: 11
Coding region: 64-3327 (1087 amino acids)
Biological process (GO): centrosome cycle; neuron migration; establishment of cell polarity
Cellular component (GO): centrosome; centriole
Source: RefSeq, a predicted model, not a curated record